Molecule: messenger RNA, 4603 nt
Organism: Macrosteles quadrilineatus (aster leafhopper)
Lineage: Eukaryota; Metazoa; Arthropoda; Insecta; Hemiptera; Cicadellidae
Product: netrin receptor UNC5C-like
Exons: 18
Coding region: 214-3063 (949 amino acids)
Biological process (GO): motor neuron axon guidance; netrin-activated signaling pathway
Cellular component (GO): membrane
Molecular function (GO): netrin receptor activity; protein binding
Source: RefSeq, a predicted model, not a curated record
GAGACGUCUAACAGGGAGGUUGGACCAGGCAGAUCGAUCUGCUUAUACACGUGUUCGUAGUGCGAGUCGCGCGGAUAUUCGGUUAUUGUGUUGUGUUCUCUUCGACUGUGUACCGGGACUUUGGUUUGAAGAGAACAAGGAUUAACAUUGAAGGCUGCGGGUGCGAUGGUGUCUCCACACUUCACUAGCCGUAUCACUUCCUAGUCAGUAACCAUGGGUCUAUGUCGGCAAUGCUGGUGUAUACUGUACUUAUGUCUACUGGCCACGUCGUUUACGCUUGGAGCCGAAGAGCCAGAACAUGACCCCGACGAUGAAGAUCUCCUGGAAGACCCUCUCCCAGCGGUUCUUCCAGGAGGCUCGGACCAGCACUCGGUCCCUCUCCCGGUCUUCCUAGAGGAACCGACAGACACGUACGUCAUCAAGAACAAACCAGCCACCAUAUCCUGCCGGGCGGCGCACGCUCUGGAGGUGUACUUUAAGUGUAACGGGGAGCGACACAAGAGCAGCACCGGGGAACAUCCUCACCUGGAGUUUGUGGACCCUCAGACAGGAGUGAGGAAUGUAGAGACCUCAGUGAAUGUGACCAGGGACGACGUAGAGGAAUACUUCGGCAAAGACAAGUUCAAAUGUGAAUGCGUCGCUUGGUCGUCCAGAGGGCAGAUACGUAGUCAACCCGCCGUCGUCGAUGUGGCUUAUUUGAAGAAGCAGUUCGACUCUCCACCAUACUCUCAGACCGUGGAGAUGGACCACCAGGCGGAGCUGAGGUGCCACGCGCCUCCGGGAGUGCCACCGCCACAGAUCUACUGGCUGAGGAACGGUCUGCCUCUGGAGACCGACACUAACGUGAUCGUCAGUAGUGAGGGUCACUUGCUCAUCAGUCAGGCGCGGCUCCAGGACACGGCCAACUACACCUGUGUUGCUGAGAACAUCGCCGCCAAGCGUAUCUCAGACCCCGCGCUGCUCACUGUCUAUGUGAACGGAGGGUGGUCGUCGUGGUCGUCCUGGUCGGAGUGCAACUCUCGUUGUGGUCGUGGGAUACAGAAGAGGUCCAGGAUCUGCAACAAUCCCCCGCCUCUCAACGGAGGCGCUCAGUGUACGGGACCCGCCCUACAGAAGGCGGACUGUACAUCUGUAUGUCCCGCCGUGGACGGUAGAUGGUCGGCGUGGUCGUCCUGGAGUGCCUGUGGUCCUGAUUGUAAACACACCAAGAGAAGAACUUGCAGCAAUCCUGCACCUUCCAACGGCGGCAGCUACUGUCAGGGCAAAGACACCGCUACGGCCAACUGUACUGGACCUCUGUGUACAGUAAUGCGGGAUGAGCCGAGUUCAUUGUUAACAGAGGAAGCGAGCAGAGCCGACGCCGAUGUGAAGGUUGCCUUGUACAUUGGUCUGAUCGUAGCUUGUGCUGUAUUCAGCUGCAUUGCAACAUUGUUGUUUCUGCUGCAUAGACGGAAAGGCAGAGACCACAGCAUGUACAACAUGGCUGUCUCCGAGUACCAACCGGAGUACCUUCCCAAUGAGGACAAGAAGACCUACCAGGUAGAGCCCCUCCAGCCGGACCUCACUCGUGGAGUCGUGAUUCCAGUAGCAGUGCCUAGCUGUUACGAAUACCCUUACUCCGAGACCGUGGACAAAUGUGGCUCCAUGCACAGAUCCUUCAGCGAUCAUCACUACGACGUACCUCACCUACACAGUCCCUACAGCCAGAGCAGAAGCACCUACUCGGACUCCUGCUCCAGUACAGACGGGUCCUGCAAGAGCUGUACUUCAGUCUGUGGCCUGGGAGACACCGACAGCUUGGCUACUGGGCCUGUCACGUUUGCAGGCACCAGACUAAGCCUGCCAGAUGCUGGAGUGUCUUUGACAAUCCCAGAGGGUGCGGUGCCUAAGGGAGUGAAGGAACAAGUCUAUCUCGCCGUGUUAAGAGAGGACAGACACAGGCCUAAGCUUAAGGAUGGGCUGACGCAGCUAAGCCCAGUAGUGCUGAGCGGACCUGGAGGAGUGACGCUGAAGAAGCCCGCAGUCAUAAGUAUGCAGCAUUGCGCCAGUCUUCAGCACGGCAACUGGAGGAUAUCUCUGUGGAGUUCAGACACACCUCUAGAUAUGGCGCCCACAUGGCAUGAGGUGGUGACGUUGGAAGAGGAGACCAUCAACACUCCAGUAUUUGCCCAGCUGGACGACAGUAGGCUGUUUCUGAUGACUGAGAGAUUGUCAAGGUUCGUCCUGGUAGGAGAACCAAGUCACGCUUCUGCUGAGAGACCUCUCAAGGUUCUAAGGCUUGCUGUGUUCGCUCCCUUGCCACUGUCCCAGCAGCCUCUGGACUACAGUGUCAGAGUGUAUAUUCUAGAGGACACAUCGGCUGCUUUAGAGGGUGUUAUUCAAAUGGAGAAGCAGCUCAGAGGAUGUUUGAUGGACAAAACGAAGACUCUACUGUUCCAAGAAGGUGGUGGAAAUUUGUGCUUAAGUCUUGAAGACAUUGGACCAGGCUGGAGAAGCAAGCUACAAGCAGAUUAUCAGGAGGUGCCGUUUCACCACGUAUGGCACAGCAGUCAGAACCACCUACAUUGCCAGUUCACCCUGGAGAGGGUUGAUCGUCAAGCACCCUCAGUCUGCUUCAGACUCCUCGUCAGUCAAGCGGGAUGUCACAACCAGCGACUCAUCUUCAGAGUCAACUCCGACCUCUCCUCGGACUCUAGCAGCUCUUCUUUCGGAAUCCAGGGCUGUCGAACCGUCACGAGCAGCAGUGGUUGUGGCUCUAGUGUUACUACGUGCGACACCAAGCCUUUCAAAUUUAGCAGAACACUGAGGAGGCAGCUCAGUCAAUGUCUGGACCCGCCCAACACCUCCUGCAACGACUGGAGAAUGUUGGCCCAGAAACUAAAUAUAGACAGAUAUCUGAACUAUUUCGCCACCAAGCCGAGCCCAACAGAGCACAUCCUUGACCUAUGGGAAGCCAGACACAGGGAACCCUCAGCUGUUACUGACCUGGUCAACAUAUUGAGAGUCAUGGGUAGAAAUGAUGCAGCAUCACUAAUAGAGAAGCAACUAGGACCUUGGCUGUAGUUAGCUACUGGUCAACACUAAUAAUUCUAAACAUAAACAUCAAAUACGUUGAUGAAAAUGAAUCAGAUACUAUACUUCGGCCCAACAAUAACAUACUGGAGGUACGUUACUUCAUGAAAAAAGUGAUUUAAGCUAACAAUAUUGUGAUAGACAUAUUUUGAAGUGUGCUGUAACCAAACUAGAGUAAUAUUUGGAUGUAGUAAUAUGCAGAGUAUAGACUUCGUUAUUGUUAAUAUGAGUUUACUAAUUACAUAUGAACAAUAAUUAGACUCUGUUAUAAAGUAUAACAUACACUACAGUAUCUUUGAAUCGAUUAGUAUAAGUGUUUCUUCUAAAAUAUGAUUAAACAUUUCUUGACUCGAGCUGUUUAACAAAAAUACAUUUGGCUUGAAUAAAGUUAAAGAAUGGUCUUUGACUUUACGUAUCAAUUAUAAUUUGACAAAUAAACAACAAGUAAAGUAUCAAAUGCAAAUAUACGUGAUAGCGUUAUAUUAAAUAUCACUGUAUUAUUUAUACUCUUUGAACAAAAGCUAGGAACUGUAUACUUCUCUAAUAUAUUUUUUUAUAGGCUGGCUUACUAUAAAUGUUACAUUGAUUAAUAUGCAUUUUAUGUACUAAUAUACAUACAAUUAUGUACUAAUAUUUAUUGGUAAAGGUAUUUCUUUCAAUUAGGUAUCUCUAUAUUUGAAAUCAUUACAUUCACGUACAACGAAAAUACCUCUUAACGAAUUUACAUUGGUAUAUACAUUAUUCUCAUCAUAUCUUGUAUAUUUAUGUACAUCCUAUAUUUUAUUAGUUACAAGACAUAAAUUUGUAAAAAUUGUAAGAAUAAACAAAUAUAUAUUAAAAAUAAUAAGUUUAUGUAAUAGGUAAGAAAUGGUCAGAUAUUUAUUUUAAAUGUUUCAUUUUUUUCCAUAAAAUACUAAAAUAUUUUAAAAGUACAAUAUCUACAAGGGAUAGAUUUGUUGUAAAAGGUUAAUACCGUACAAUACUACAAUAAAACAAUAUUAAACUAAGUAUACUCAAGCCAAUCAAUAACAUAAGUCUGUAAGAUAUACAUGUUCCUCUACCAUUAUACAGUUUAACCAUUUACAUAUUACGAAAUGUAAAUAUUUUCUAGAAUUUCUUACCCCGCCUGAUUUUUAUAAGUCAAUAUAUAGCGAAAUGAUAAUGUACGCGUAUUUCUAGAACCAAGUAGUUCCUUAAGGGCCUAGGCCAAUAAAACUUCAAAGUUCCCAGUACUAAAUAUAACUGGAAUUGAGUAAAUUGGAUGUAUGGCGCAUUGAUAUUUUUGUAUUCCUUUAUAGAGGCCACGAAGUUAAUGUAUAGUGUCAUAGAUUUUUAUACUAUUUAUUUAAAAGGUGAUUUGUAGAUCUUUAUUUAUGAUAACAAUCGUGUUAUACUGUUUAACCGAGUAUGUAGAAAUUUGUAGAUUGUUGUACAAUAACUGUAUAUGAGAUGUUUGUGUCUUAGUAGAAAUGUACAAACGUAAUGUAUAUGUACUGUGUACAUAGAGAUCAGUAAAAUAUUUUUUACAAUG